CCGAAAUGGGCGACCAAGAUCAAUGAUGAUUCCAGCCAAAAACCAAACAAAAAUAAAAAAAUAAAAAAAUAAAUAAAAACCCAACCAACGACAUGGAAGCAACUCACCCAACCAACGACAUGGAAGCAACUCAACGCACAUGAAGGCAUGAGCUGAAGUGAACUCCCCAAUGUUCUGAAUGGAUCUGAGUGCUUUCAGGAGGCGAUUUCUGUCGCCACCGAAGCUCCCCACUUUACGAAGAUUCAGCACCAUCGGCAUCGGAGUCCCAGUCAAGAAAAUGGGGUUCACUAAAUCCAAGUUUGUCAAGAUCUUGUUGUCCUCUUGUUUUGUUGCUUUGCCUGUUUUAAUCACUCUCUCUGUGAUUCAUCGAACACCACCACCAACUGAUCGCACCCCAUGGUUCGCUAAAGCUACGGAUUUUCAAGUUGCUCCACUGAGAACAGGUUCAGAAGAUUAUUCCUCUCAACCUGUUGACAAAUUGCUCAAUGGACUUCUUGUCCCUGGGUUCGAUGAACAAUCUUGCUUAAGCAGGUACCAGUCUGCCUCAUAUCACAAAUAUUCAUCAUCCCAUGUUCCUUCUUCCUAUCUCCUUUCUCGGUUACGGAGAUAUGAGGAUCUCCAUAAACGUUGCGGACCCUACACCAAACUCUAUAACAAGACCGUGGAGCUACUCAAGUCUGGCCAAGCCUCGGGUCCCACAGAGUGCAGCUAUAUAGUCUGGGUAUCGUUUAGUGGCUUGGGGAACAGAAUACUAACUCUGGCUUCUGCAUUCCUUUACGCUCUCCUCACAAACCGAGUCUUACUCGUCGAUGGAGGAAACGACAUCGCCGAUCUCUUUUGUGAACCAUUUCCUGAGAAAUCAUGGCUUUUGCCAAAGGACUUCCCCGUUAUGAAUCAGUUCAAAAGCUUUGAUCAGAACUCUUCUCAUUGUUAUGGAAACUUGUUGAAAAAUAACAUCAUAAAUCAUUCAAAAGAGUCACUGCCAUCAUUUCUGUAUCUCCAUCUUGUUCAUGAUUAUGGCGAUCAUGAUAAGCUGUUCUUUUGCGACCAAGAACAAGCUCUUCUCGGAAAAGUUCCUUGGUUGAUUAUGAAAACUGAUAACUACUUCGUCCCUUCUCUCUUCUUGAUUCCAUCCUUCGAGCAAGAACUAGGCAAUUUAUUCCCCGAGAAAGGAAAUGUUUUCCAUCACUUGGGUCGGUAUCUUUUUCAUCCAACGAACGAAGUCUGGGGACUAAUCACGAGGUACUAUCAGGCUUACUUAGCAAAUGCAGACGAGCGAAUUGGGAUCCAAAUAAGAGUCUUCGACAUUGGAACCGAAACAUUUCCACACGUAAUGGAUCAAAUUUUAGCCUGUACUCUACAGAACAAAUUACUUCCACAAGUCAACGUUCAUGAACCCGUGAUAGCUCUGCCUAGAAACCAGAAAACAAAAGCAGUUUUAAUAACUUCUUUAUAUCCUGGGUACUCUGAGAAUUUGAGAAAGAUGUAUUGGGAACACCCGACCGUUACUGGGGAAGUGAUCAGAAUUUACCAACCGAGUCAUGAAGAGCACCAACAGACUGAGAAGCAGAUGCACAACUUGAAGGCAUGGGCAGAGAUCUAUCUCCUUAGUUUGACUGAUUACUUGGUCACAAGUUCAUGGUCAACAUUUGGCUACGUGGCUCAGGGUUUGGCGGGUAUUAACCCUUUGAUUCUGUACAAGCCUGAGAAUCGGAUGGCUCCAGAUCCACCUUGUCGUUGGGGCAUGUCGAUGGAACCUUGUUUUCACGCUCCUCCAUUCUACGACUGCAAAGCAAAGAAAGGGGUUGAUACCGGUUCUGUUGUUCCUUACGUUAGGCAUUGCGAGGAUAUGAAAUGGGGUCUGAAGCUAGUUGAUGGGGUCAAUGAUGAUAUAUCAUGACUAUAUAUACAACUGUCUAUACAAUUUUGGAUGCAAGUAGAAAAUUGAUUCAGAGGAAUUCAACUUUUUACCUUAUAAUUGUUUGCAUAUUGUGUUGAUGUCUCUAAAUUUUCCGAAUUAGACUGGCGUAAACCAAAUUUAUUUGCAAAGUCUGAGAAUGUUACUAAUCUUUUCGUUGUGACACUAGAAGAUAUUAUGAAUAGUUGUGAUCCUUAUGUAAUUGUACCAGAAUUCAACAAGGGCUGAUCAUUAUUGUCAUUUUAUUAUAUAUUAUGGUUAGCAAGUACAAGGAAUUUGAACCCA
This is a messenger RNA of Camellia sinensis, 2203 nucleotides long. RefSeq names its product galactoside 2-alpha-L-fucosyltransferase. Gene Ontology annotation, cellular component: membrane; Golgi apparatus. Lineage: Eukaryota; Viridiplantae; Streptophyta; Magnoliopsida; Ericales; Theaceae. Gene Ontology annotation, molecular function: galactoside 2-alpha-L-fucosyltransferase activity. The record is from RefSeq and is a predicted model, not a curated record. Gene Ontology annotation, biological process: cell wall biogenesis; xyloglucan biosynthetic process.